Molecule: messenger RNA, 540 nt
Organism: Penaeus indicus
Lineage: Eukaryota; Metazoa; Arthropoda; Malacostraca; Decapoda; Penaeidae
Exons: 2
Coding region: 1-540 (179 amino acids)
Source: RefSeq, a predicted model, not a curated record
AUGAAGCUUACGGCAAUCGCACUGGUGUGUUUGGCAGCGGCCGUGGUAACACACGCCGAUCCCGAACCACACAAAUACCAUACCUACCCGUACUACCACUACUAUCCUUACUACCAUCAUGUCGAGCCACUAGAGGGCGAUGGAGUGGCCAGGCAUCCAGGUGGCGGCACCUCCUUCGUGGCUCCUCAAGUUCACGGCCUCACUAAACGCUCAGCUGACUCCACACCGGAAGCUGACCCUGAACCAGUAGCUGAAUCGGGCACCACCAAUAGUUAUAGUUACCAGGUAGUCCACCAUGGCCAUCCCCACUAUGGAUACCAUCAUGGAUAUCGCUACCCUUACUCUGGCUACCGCUACAACAAUUUAUAUGGUUAUCCUCACAGAUACCACAGUCACCACAAAAGAUCAGUCGAAUCUGAACCCGAACCUAAACCUCAUUACAGCUAUUACGGACGUCCUCACUACUACAACAGAUAUUACCACGGUUACCCUCACUAUUACCCUUACAACGCCGGCUACCGUUAUAGCUACAGAGGAUAA